This is a messenger RNA of Xenopus laevis (African clawed frog), 1605 nucleotides long. RefSeq names its product glycolipid transfer protein L homeolog (gene gltp.L). Gene Ontology annotation, cellular component: cytosol; cytoplasm; membrane. Gene Ontology annotation, molecular function: ceramide 1-phosphate transfer activity; ceramide 1-phosphate binding; lipid transfer activity. The record is from RefSeq and is marked provisional. Gene Ontology annotation, biological process: ceramide transport; ceramide 1-phosphate transport; intermembrane lipid transfer. NCBI's taxonomy places the organism in Eukaryota, Metazoa, Chordata, Amphibia, Anura, Pipidae.
CCUUAGUUGUAGUCCGGAUAGUAGGUGUGUUUGUGUGGCUGCUAGACAAAGCUUACCGGUGAGUCAGGUACCGCUAACCGGACCGCAUCAUGGCUGUGCUUCUUCUGCAUCAGUUCAAGGCACUUCCUGCUGAUAAACAAAUAGACACCUGCAGCUUCCUGGAUUCUGUUUCCCAUCUGCCCGCUUUCUUUGACUGCCUUGGAUCUGCAAUAUUUUCUCCAAUCAAGGCAGAUAUUACAGGAAAUAUAACGAAAAUCCGUUCAGUCUAUGAAUCAAACCCUACCCAGUUCAAGACCCUGCAGAUGAUUCUGGAAGGAGAGAAGGAAUUGUAUGGGCCAAAGUGGCCAAAAGCUGGGGCAACAUUAGCACUGAUGUGGUUAAAAAGGGGCCUAAAGUUUAUUCAGGUUCUGCUACAGAGUAUUUCUGACGGAGAAAGAGAUGACCAGAACCCGAAUCUUAUCAAGGUGAACAUAACCAAGGCAUAUGACAUAGCGCUCAAAAAUUACCAUGGCUGGCUUGUACAGAAGUUUUUCCAGACUGCACUAAUUGCAGCUCCAUACAAAGAUGACUUCCUUAAGGCCCUCUCCAAAGGACAAGCUGUAAAGGAAGAGGAAUGCAUAGAGAAGAUCCGGAAGUUCCUGGUGAAUUACACUACAACCAUAGAAGCAAUCUAUAUAAUGUAUAACAAGAUGAAUGCAGAGCUGGAUUACAAAGCUUAGUUAACCCUACCAAAGACUGCUAACCACAUACUGUUUCUGGACACCGCUCAGGAGAUUUUGUUUUUUCAAUGGAAUGUUCUCAUUGGAUGGGUGCAUGCUGCAGAACCAAAGUAAACUAAUUGACAGUUAUUUUUUUCAGCAGGGUCAGACUGGCUGCAGGUUACUAUGGGGUUCACAUUAGAAUUUAGGCAUCUGUCUCUUCUAGGCCUGAUUUGGCCUUGGAAAAGAUGGCAUUUAAAAACAGAACCUAGCAAGUACAGUAUGUAUACAUAACAAGCACCCAAUAAAUACAAAUCACUGUCAUUAGAUCACUUUGGUACUUUUAGCUUACACCUUUUUUCUGCCCUUGGGUCACCAAAGUAGCACUGCUGAUUAAUAAUGCUGGGACUAAAUACAAACAUAUUAUUUAACUUCUAACUUUAUAACUGUAUAUAUUGGAACUUUAAUGAAUUUGCAAUGUUUGCACACCCUGUCUCUUAACUGCAAGGGGGUAUAAGCUAUUUUUCUAUUAGAUCUAAAGAAAUUACAGGGUAUUGUCAAUUCUUAUAUGGUUUGACAUUUAUUUAUUUUCAAACACAGUGUGGUCUCUUGUCUAACUAUAGAUUUCACCAACAGAUGGUCACGGAAAGGCAAACUGUGGUUAAAAUGCAAGUGACACAUAUAUGAUGUGCUGUAUCAUGAUUGUGCCUUUUGUGAUUCUGGUUUAGGCUUUGGUGAGCUUUCCUGACUUUUCUUCUUAUCCAGAAUGCCCGGGACCAGAGGUUUUCCAGAUAACGGAUCUUUCCUUUAUUUGGAUCUUCAUACUUUAAAAUCUACUAUAAAAUCAUGUUAACAUUAAAUAAACCCAAUUGGCUGGGUACUGUUUUUUAUCAUUACAGAAAAAAAA